This is a messenger RNA of Colletes gigas, 2314 nucleotides long. It is a transcript of the gene tty, whose product is annotated as protein tweety. Gene Ontology annotation, molecular function: intracellularly calcium-gated chloride channel activity; volume-sensitive chloride channel activity. The transcript has 9 exons. NCBI's taxonomy places the organism in Eukaryota, Metazoa, Arthropoda, Insecta, Hymenoptera, Colletidae. Gene Ontology annotation, cellular component: plasma membrane. The coding region runs from base 377 to 2065 and encodes 562 amino acids. The record is from RefSeq and is a predicted model, not a curated record.
GAAGUGCCGCCACUCCGUUAAACGCUAAGGAAAUUCAUCGUUACUAGUGACGCCGUUGAUGCACUCAAUUAUGCCAAAUCUGGCCACACUGGUGUAGAUGUAGACUCAGUUUCGUCUCUCGCUGUACGUUGUAGCCAGUUGUACGGCUAUGGGAGGAAGAUGGAAUCGCGUGCUAGUACGCUAGGAUUGGUCGUGGCGUCGCCCCACUCCGCGAAGGGUUUCAGUCGAACUCGGACCUUCAUCGGGCGUGGAGCGUGUAUUGUUUCGUUGCGUAUCAGUGUUUAAAUUACUCACAGAAAAUCAAGAUCUCGUAGCAUGUCUUGACGAGUAGGAGGGGUUUUUCAACGGGGUUUUCGGCAGACAAGGGUUCUCCAAAAUGGCGGGCGGUCAGCAGCUUCCCGAACAAUACACGGUACCACCGCUCGCUAGGGUCUUCCACAGCCUGCCGCACCUCAACGUUUGUCUGCAUUCGGUCAACAACACCUUCAAUCCACAUUCCGAAAUUUACCUAGAGAGCCUCGGGAUACUUGGAAGUAUCCCCGCAGCCUGGUUAAUCCUAACGUUGUUGGUGCUGCUGGUAUACCUGGUAACGAGAUGCUGCGACCGGAAGCCGCGCCCCAGGAGGUCGAUAACACUGCUCAAGUGUUCGCUGGCCAUCCUGGCGUUGCUCUGUAGCGGAGCCGUUGCCGUCGGCCUCUACGGUAACGAUGACGUGCACAACGGCUUGGUGCAAUUGGUAGCCGCGGCGAAGAACGUCGAUGGAAUCCUGAUGGGUGUACGGAAUCAGACCGACACCAUAGAGACGACGUUGAAGAAAAAGAUACAACCGCAGUUGACCGCGAUGGGGGAUGAAUUCGACGCACCGGUGAACAAUAUGACUAUGUUGGGGUUGCUGCUGGACGCACUGAACUCGACGACGCAGAACACGAGCAUCGCCGUGAACCGAAGCUUCGAAAUUCGAAAGCCGCUGACGGGGAUCAGCCUCGCCGCGGCUAUCGGACUGGGGGAGAAGAUAGAGCAAUUAAGGUGGCCCGUCACCAUGGCUGUCCUCAGCGCCCUUCUUGUUCUUUGCGUAGUGCUGGUCGUCGGAGUAGCACGACACUCCAGAUGCGUUCUCAUAACAUUCUCCGUAUUCGGUCUGUUCGCGGUAAUAGUCUCCUGGCUGAUGGCCUCGCUAUACCUUGCGACUUCGGUAGCCUUGGGCGAUCUGUGCGUGUCGCCGGACGGUUACCUAACCAGGGCAGUACCCUCGACGCUAGCCUCGGAGGUUCUUUCGUACUACACGCAUUGCGAAAACACGCGCAAUAAUCCCUUCACCCAGAGACUGCGCGACGGCCAGCAAACGGUCAACAACAUAAGACAAAACUUGAACAUCGUGACAAGGUUGGCGGUCGAGCUGUUCAAGAAACAACAGCUACAACCCAAGCUUAGCAGUCUCUCGACCGACGUAAACACCGUCGACAGACUAAUGUCCGGACUGACCACGUUGCUGGAUUGCAAACCCCUCCACAAGCAGUACGUUCAUGCAGCCAAGAGCCUAUGUCACCUGGGGUUGUAUGGAUUGACCUUCAUGCUACUGGCGAGCUUGGCCGCUGGUCUCUUCUUCACUGUUCUAGUUUGGGUGGACUCUCACACCUGGAUCUACAUACGAAAACGAGAUUACCACCAAGUCGACGAGCAGGAUCCCUAUCUACCGCCAUCGGCAGCCUCGCAGGCGAUAGCAGCGCGGACCCUUCGAGGCCAAGGGUCGUACCCGCCUACAGCCCCUUCUCUUUAUCCGAAUGCUCAUGGCACUCAAAAUACCAUUAAGCAGCCUCUCUUGCUAACGCCGCCCCCGCCGUCCUACGCUACUGCGACUGCUCGAGCACGUCAGCUGCACGAGAGCAUGCUAAAAGGUGGGGGUGUUAACGGGAGCGGAGGAGGCGGGGAUCACAAAUCGUCUCAGCAUAAUCAGCAGUCGACAGGUGGACGAACUGAACACCGUUCUGGACUCGGAGAUCAACCUGGUCAGUACGCGACUUUGAGCAAACAGUGCAAGACCCUUGAGUCCAGUGAUUUCUACUGAGGGCACGCCCCCGCAGGGCCCGGUAGAGAACCACCUUGGACACCAAGCGUGGCAUCAUACACCGGUACCCUGUCUCACAAUUCUCACGGACCCGCUCAUUUAGCCACUUUUCAAGAUUCUCGAAAGACCCAGACUCUUGAUCCAAAGAAUCUAGCGAAUCUAAAGAGAGGUCCGACACCGGCUUGGAAUCAGAGUCGUCCGUUGCCACCGAAUCCUGCUAGUCAGCCGACUUGGGAGUUCGAAUCACGC